Molecule: messenger RNA, 4468 nt
Organism: Brienomyrus brachyistius
Lineage: Eukaryota; Metazoa; Chordata; Actinopteri; Osteoglossiformes; Mormyridae
Product: SPRY domain-containing SOCS box protein 3-like
Exons: 7
Coding region: 1009-2106 (365 amino acids)
Biological process (GO): proteasome-mediated ubiquitin-dependent protein catabolic process
Cellular component (GO): SCF ubiquitin ligase complex
Molecular function (GO): protein binding
Source: RefSeq, a predicted model, not a curated record
CCUUCCAUUGCUCUGCACAUAGAUAAAGGAAACGUCCGCAUGCUUUUGCACCGCGAUGUGUCCGAGACACGCCUAUGGUUUUUAAGUUGGCCCGAUCUGCUGUGGCUAUGUUAAAAAAAACGAGGAGGGCAGGCUGCUUUGCCGUGUAUCGCAGCAGGCCUGUUUUGUGCACAAUGAAUUGCAUCGGUGCAAAAAAAGGAAAAAUAGAAAAAAUUAACGAAGGCCGUCCAGUUUUAGCCCUUUUAGCUUGGGCGCCGCUCACAUUGGCCGCUAUUUCGCUCCGCAAGCCGAUACCAGAGCUUUUCCCUUGUAAGACAUAGUGUCCGGCUUCCAGCCCCUAUUUCGGGGGCACGGAUUUCCUGGGGUCCAUCAUGCACGUAUCCAUGCAUUAACUUAUAGUCUGGGGUCACUUUUGCGUGGCGUCUUUAGGAGAUGGUAAUGGUGAGAUUUACUAUUUCGUUCGUCAAGCCUAUUGUCAUUAAUAAUAAAAGAGAUCCCAUUGACAUUUGAAAACAGCUAGCAGUCAUGUUGGCGUACAGGUAUGACUGGAUUGAUUUCUUGCGUAAAUGCGUGUGGGGCGUUACGGGGAAAUUUUGCGUAGAUUUCAUUGAGGUCCAGAUGCACUGGAUUACACUUGUGUGAUUGCAGCGUGCUGUUUAUGCGGAGUAGAUCCAAGUCGCCCGCUACUAUAUUGGUAUAUUUAUAUACCCUAGCAGAGCAGAAUAACACCUUUACCCUCGGCGAGCAGGUUUACGCUGCCCUAGUCACACACAGACAUGUCAGUGCAUGAUACUGCUCCACACCUGCUUUAAUUACACCUCUGACUCAAGAACACUUAUUCCAAAUAAUAUACCAGUGUUUCAGCAACAGGAGCCACAUGAAAGUCGGUUGUGAUAUUUGCUUUUUCCAACAGGUGUGUAGUUACCUCAGACUAGUAACAUCAUUUUCACACUCCACUAAUUUUGAGGAGCUAUAGCAUUCAAUAAAAGGCGGUGAGCUCUACCUGCCAUGUCGAGGCGAAACAGGAGCGGCCGAGCGUGGCGGUACGUGUGGAGCGGCAUCUGGAGAGACGUGGACGCCAGGGCGAUGGUGCUGGCCUCCGAGGGCGAGGACUGGAGCUACGAGCGGCUGCAGUACAGCGACUCGGAUUCGGAGCCGGAGUUCUCGGGCAGCGCCCCAGCUGUCCCCAGCGCAGUACCUGUGACAGGCGAGUCCUACUGCAGCUGCGAGUCCCAGGCAGAGCCCAGCUGCGCCUCCCGCCUGCGGAGCUUCCGCCGCUCCAAUGACUGCCACUGCGGCGAGGACGACCAGUACUUCGACUGGGUGUGGGACGACAGCAGCAAGUCGACGGCGACGCUGUUGAGCUGCGACAACCGCGUGGUGAACUUCCACAUGGAGUACAGCUGUGGCACGGCGGCCAUCCGGGGCACCAAGGAGCUGGCUGACGGGCAGCACUUCUGGGAGAUCAAGAUGACCUCCCCGGUGUACGGCACCGACAUGAUGGUAGGCAUCGGGACCUCAGAUGUGAACCUGGACAAGUACAGGCACACCUUCUGCAGCCUUCUGGGGAAGGACGAGGACAGCUGGGGUCUGUCCUACACAGGUCUGCUGCACCACAAAGGCGACAAGAUGAACUUCUCGUCACGAUUCGGCCAAGGCUCCAUCAUCGGUGUGCAUCUGGACACCUGGCAUGGCACGCUUACCUUCUUCAAGAACCGCAAGUGCAUAGGCGUGGCUGCCACCCGGCUCCAGAAUAAGAAGUUCUACCCGAUGGUUUGCUCGACGGCAGCCAAGAGCAGCAUGAAGGUGAUCCGCUCCUGCUUCGCCCCCACCUCCCUGCAGUACCUGUGCUGCGCUCGGCUGCGCCAGCUGCUGCCUGACUGCGCAGACACGCUGAGCGUACUGCCCCUGCCUCCGGGCCUGCGGCACCUGCUGCACAACAAGUUGGGCUGGGUGCUGAGCCUCAACGACGGCGCGGCGGACAGCCCCGAGCGCUCGGCUGACUCCCCAACCCCCUCGGCCUCCUGUGCCUCCUCGGGGAGUGACUCGGACGGCUUCUCUUCGGACCCGGAGGCCUGCCAGAGGAAGCGAUGCCGCUGGACGUGACUGCUUCUGUGCCCUGCCCCCCACCCCCCAGAGAGAAGGACCACAUGACGUCAGCAGGACCUCAAACUGGAACAAGGACAGCUGGUUUCUGGAGCUGGUCUUGGACAACCUGCCUUUCCGUACUUUUCAAAUCAUCCACUUUUUCAUGGUUUUUUUUUUUUUUUUUUUGAUCUCACAAUGAAGAUGCAAAUUCCAUCCUCCUGUUUUCCAUUACUGUCCCUGAGGGAUAAACCUCACGUCUCACCCUCCCGACUCCUUGGUCUGGUUAGGGUCUGCAGCUGGCCAAUCAGGAAGUCCAUGUUGGAUGUGCGUGACAUCCAUGUAUUCAGCAAAGUGGCCCCAGAUCAGAUCCAGUACAGGUUCAGCUUGAAAGAUGAAACACCUAUUCGCAGUGCGUACAACACACCCGUAUGUGCAUUUAAACCUGUGCAGCUUUUUCCACAGUAUUUUCCCGAUGCUCUUCAUUCCCACAUGGGCUUGCAGGCCGCUUUCUGUCUCCACUACGAUUUCCGGGCUAUGAUGGCCCACGCAGAUAAGGGCCUGCCCACAGCACAGACUGUUUUUGAACCGCAGGGUUGGUCGGGGGGGUGGGCUGCAGGAUUGAGAACAUUCGGUGCAGAGGAGGAACACGCAGACUCUCUUAAUCCUAACCCCCGGUUGCGUCUAAAGCCGAGCGGUAAGGAUGCGUGACUGUGGCACUAAUCUGUGUGCCGUACUCUGCAGCACGGACUGGUGAGGUGCAGCAACGUGCCGAAAGGCGAGCUGACUUGCCCGGGUCUCUUCCUUCAGGACAGAGCAGUAUAUCGGCUCUUAACUACACUGAGAAGGGGGGGUGAGGGGGUCAACUGUCUUCAGCAGCUUUGGUGAGUUUUGUGUGAACUUCCCUGCCCUGUAAUAUGCAAAGCCGCCGUAUCGUUAAUCUGUACAGUCCCAUCGGUGUGACACCUUCUCUGUAAAGUCAGCUCAGAUGCCAGUGGACCAGUGUCUUGAACCUUACAUUUAUGCUUCUUUUCCCCCACUGAGUGAUGUGGGUUGCAGUAUAGCACUCUUAAUUAAUCAGGUGCACUCUCGUUAGAAGUUGUAUAUCGUCUGCAUCAAUGUGACCAUCCAUCUUACAAACACAUGGUCUUAUUGGGAUGAAUGAGGAAGGGGAGGUGACCAAUCUCAUGGUAAGAAUUCCUAACAGCACCUCCUUCAGACUGACGGCACGAGUUUGCAGCUGGAAACAAGCUGCUUACAGUUUGACCUCAGCUAGUCGGCACCUGAAUUUUUACCCAUAUAUAUAUAUAUAUAAAGUGUUUUUAUAUACAUAUAAAAGUCUCUGGUUUUCCUUUAGUUUUGAAUCAGGAAUCAUGUUGGAGCUUAUUUUAUAUUUUACACAGAAAUAGUACGCAGUGAAAUACCUGCACUGCUUUGACUUGGUCAAACCUUUUCUCUUGAAUCCAUUAAUGAGACCAUGCAUUUCUUUUUAUAUUAUCUAUCCUUUUACAGCUGAGGAGCAGUAAUACCUUUUAACUAUGGCUAAAAUGCUUAUUGGUCUCUAUAGAUUUAUGGCACCUGUGCUACGGUAUGUCAUUAAACCAUUGUUGUUUAUUGUCUGUCAGCCCUAUUGGAUCAUCUUGUCUAUUAAGUAGACUCCAAAAUGUAACAUGCCGUACUUCUGUCAGUGACUUUGUGGCCAACAGAUCCAGGAGAACUGGAAUAAUUAUUAGGAAAUAAUUGUUCCCCUCCCACUCCAACAUGAAAUUAAAACCUUGCACACCGUUUGGGCCUUGGCCAAAGGCUACCCUGCAGCAUCUGGGGGUUAAUAGAACCUGGGCUUUGGGGUUUAAAAUAGGGAGCCGGUGGCAUCUCUAAGGCACGAGUCCCUUCCUGGAAUAGAGGUUGCAUUAUGAUGUCAUAGAGGACACAGGCUGGGGGGACGAAGGGGGGGGCUGGGUGUAGAGUGUCACUUAGCCAGAGUUGUUUUACCAUAAUACCCAGCUGUAUAAAUGGAUCAGUGUCAGUCAUUUCACACAGAUAAUUGUAAAUUUUGCAAAUCACAUGCAAUCUGCAUUUUUACUGCUUCUCUGAAGGGUUAAGUUUGAGAUGUAGACUUAAAUGAAUCUUAUCCACUGUAUUAUUCUUGGGGUGCAGAGGAAUGGGAACUGGCUAUGGGAUUAUGUCUUAUCAGAUAUAUAAACGGUUAAAAAGAACUUGUUAUGCAUUAAAGCACUUUGGUGUAUACCAUGUACAUAUUCUAUGUGACUGAUUUCCUACUCUCCUGCCAUGACAUGUACCUAAUAGCAUGGUUUUAUUUAAAAAUGAACUGUAAAAAAAAUGUAACAGCUUAAUUUUUUAAAAUAAAAUCUGAGUAAUUCGG